UUACAUGUUGCUCUUGAAGGCACCAUUGUUUUCUCGUGGCUUUCCAGUGAACAGUUAACAACUGUUGGCCGUCCUUUUCCUUCUCCUCCCACGCAGCCAAACCAACACAAGCAUUUCUGUACAGUGAAGAGAGUCUCCGUCUCUUCGUUCUUGAGAGGGCAUCUGCAGGGACACUAUAAGGGUUAAAAAUAGAAAAGUAAAAAGAAUAAUAGAGAGAGAGAUGGCACAAACCGGCAAAAGUUCCACUUUCCCUGAGAUAGUGGAACUAAACGUGGGUGGGCAGGUGUAUGUAACCCGACUUGAAACUCUCACUGCGGUCCCGAACUCUCUCUUGUGGACUAAGUUCACCCAGAGCACCCCGGGCGACCUGCCAAAAGACAGCAAGGGCCGCUUCUUCUUCGACCGGGACGGCUUUCUGUUCCGCUACAUUUUGGAUUACCUGCGGGACUCUGAGCUUUCCCUUCCCGAGUUUUUCAAAGAGAGGAGAAGGCUGCAGAAGGAAGCGGACUUCUUCCAGCUGCCGGAGCUGUCGAGGCGCCUGGCAGCGAUCGGCAAAGACAGCUUGUACGCGGAGGACAGCGGGGAGCCGGAGGAGGCUGAACUCCCCAGCCCGGCCACCUCCUCCUCGGACAGGACCCCGUGCUCUCCUGUGGCCAACUCCGGCUUCAUCACCAUCGGGUAUAGAGGCACCUAUACUAUCGGUAGAGACAUCCAGGCUGACGCUAAAUUCCGCAGGGUCGCCAGAAUAACCGUCUGCAGCAAGAUCUCUCUGGCUAAAGAGGUCUUUGGAGAAACCCUGAAUGAGAGCCGCGACCCGGACCGGCCGCCUGACAAAUACACCGCCAGGUACUAUCUCAAGUAUAACUUUCUAGAGCAGGCGUUUGACCGACUGGCCGAGGCUGGUUUCCACAUGGUGGCCUGCAAUUCCACCGGGACGUGCUCUUACGGCAGUAAUGACCCGGGGGAAGACAAACUGUGGACCAGUUACACCGAGUACAUUUUCUGUCGGUGAGCGGACAGAAAGCUGCAAAUGCUGCAUUCACGUUCACGACCCUGCUUGAGUUAACACAACCACCAGUAACAAUAGAUCUUAGAAUCAAGUUAACGUCCCAAACUGGUAGUUUUGGCUUUGUGUAGUUUCACUUUGUUGUGUUUUUGACACUCCCACCGCUCGGUGCAGUGCGGAAUCAGCCAGUUUUUAACUUUUCUGCCAUUUUCUCCUCUUUUCUGCAAGAGGAGGACUUAGUCCAGGCUCAGACAUACAUCUCAUUGGUCAGACCAAAUCAGGCUACUCUUCUGAUGUGUCACUGUGAUACGUCCUUCGCUGUGUUAUUAUUACUGUUUUAUUAAUGCCUCGUAACCUUUACGGCUUUCACAAAGAGCGUUUUGUUCUGAAUUUAAAUAACAUGAAUGGUUACUCAGGGCGGCAGAAAUGUUAAGAGCUGGUUUGUUCUGAUCCUUCCUGAACUGUGCUCGCACUGUCAUGUUACUGUAGAAAGCCUUGUGAUGUUCUCAACACAUUAACUAAGAAAUAUGUACUGUAAAUAGUCUGGUGUUUGGUCUGUGAUAUGAGAAAUGAAUAAGGAAGAUAAUAGGUCGGUUCUUUGGUGUGAUUAUUAUUAUUAUUAUUAUUGUUAAUUUUCUUUUUUUUAUGUUUAAUUCAGUUAUAUUGACCACUCAUAGAAUAUCACUGCUUUGAGGAUUACACAUUGGGACUUUUUCACCGUGCUGUUGUUAUGUGCCAUCCCAUGAGCUGAUGCCAUCGUUUGUUCUUUAGAGAAAAAGCUACCGCAAAUAAAGUGCAAGAUUCUAACACUA
Messenger RNA from Scatophagus argus, 1818 nucleotides. Its product is annotated as BTB/POZ domain-containing protein KCTD12-like. Bases 221 to 1012 code for a protein of 263 amino acids. The record is from RefSeq and is a predicted model, not a curated record. The transcript has a single exon. Gene Ontology annotation, cellular component: postsynaptic membrane; presynaptic membrane. Gene Ontology annotation, biological process: protein homooligomerization; regulation of G protein-coupled receptor signaling pathway. Gene Ontology annotation, molecular function: protein binding. NCBI's taxonomy places the organism in Eukaryota, Metazoa, Chordata, Actinopteri, Scatophagidae.